Loxodonta africana (African savanna elephant) is the source of this 4506-nucleotide messenger RNA. RefSeq names its product PR/SET domain 5 (gene PRDM5). Lineage: Eukaryota; Metazoa; Chordata; Mammalia; Proboscidea; Elephantidae. The record is from RefSeq and is a predicted model, not a curated record. Bases 193 to 1992 code for a protein of 599 amino acids. Gene Ontology annotation, molecular function: transcription cis-regulatory region binding; protein binding. The transcript is spliced from 15 exons.
GGGCCAGACCCGGGACAAGGAGGGGCUGAGCCGCAGGGGAUCCUGGAAUCGGCGGGGAGGUGGGGAUUCUGGGAGGAAAACUCCAUUUCCUCCUUCUCCGCCGGCCUCUCCCCUCCACCCCGGCACCCCAAAUUUCGAUGUGUCGCCUCCCGGGCGCUCUGGAGUUGAGCGACGGGCGGCGUGGCCGGGAAAAUGCUGGGCAUGUACGUGCCGGACAGGUUCUCCCUGAAGUCCUCUCGGGUUCAGGACGGGAUGGGGCUCUACACGGCCCGCAGAGUGAGAAAGGGUGAAAAAUUUGGACCAUUUGCUGGAGAGAAGAGAAUGCCUGAAGACUUGGAUGAAAACAUGGAUUACAGGUUGAUGUGGGAGGUUCGGGGGAGUAAGGGAGAAGUUCUGUACAUUUUGGAUGCCACCAACCCACGACACUCCAACUGGCUUCGCUUCGUUCAUGAGGCACCAUCUCAGGAGCAGAAGAACUUGGCUGCGAUUCAGGAAGGAGAAAACAUUUUUUAUUUGGCAAUUGAAGACAUAGAAACGGAUACAGAGCUUCUGAUUGGCUACCUGGACAGUGACAUGGAGGCCGACGAGGAAGAACAGCAAAUUAUGACAGUGAUCAAAGAAGGGGAAGUUAAAAAUUCUAAAGCACAAUCAACAGCUGGCAGAAAAGAUCGCCUCGGCUGUAGAGAGGACUAUGCCUGUCCCCAGUGCGAAUCGAGUUUUACCAGUGAGGAAAUUCUUGCUGAGCACCUUCAAACAUUGCAUCAAAAGCCCACAGAGGAGAAAGAGUUUAAGUGCAAGAGCUGUGGGAAGAAAUUCCCCGUGAAACAGGCUUUGCAAAGACAUUUUGAGCAACACCGAGAGACCUGCCGGGGGGACGCCAGGUUCGUGUGCAGGGCUGACAGCUGUGGAAAGAGGCUGAAGAGCAAGGAUGCCCUGAGAAGACACCAGGAGAACGUCCACACUGGAGAUUCUAAGAAAAAGCUUAUAUGUUCCGUGUGCAAUAAAAAGUGUUCUUCAGCAUUAAGCCUACAGGAACAUAGAAAGAUUCAUGAGAUAUUUGAUUGUCAAGAAUGUAUGAAGAAAUUUAUUUCAGCUAAUCAGCUUAAACGUCAUAUGAUCACCCACUCAGAAAAACGACCCUAUAAUUGUGAGAUUUGUAAUAAGUCUUUUAAGAGGCUUGAUCAAGUGGGUGCUCAUAAAGUAAUACACAGUGAGGAUAAACCUUACAAAUGCAAGCUCUGUGGGAAGGGAUUUGCCCACAGAAAUGUUUACAAGAAUCACAAGAAGACCCACUCUGAAGAGAGACCGUUCCAAUGUGAGGAAUGUAAAGCUUUGUUCCGGACCCCAUUUUCUUUGCAGAGACACCUGCUAAUACAUAACAGUGAGAGGACUUUCAAAUGUCAUCACUGUGAUGCUACCUUUAAAAGGAAGGAUACCUUAAAUGUUCAUGUCCAGGUGGUCCAUGAAAGACACAAGAAAUACAGAUGUGAGCUAUGUAAUAAGGCAUUUGUUACACCGUCAGUGCUUAGAAGUCAUAAGAAAACACAUACAGGAGAAAAGGAGAAGAUAUGCCCAUAUUGUGGCCAAAAAUUUGCCAGCAGUGGGACACUGAGAGUCCACAUCCGGAGCCACACAGGUGAGCGUCCCUAUCAAUGUCCUUACUGCGAAAAAGGAUUCAGUAAAAAUGAUGGACUGAAGAUGCACAUUCGCACACACACCAGGGAGAAGCCAUACAAGUGCUCAGAGUGCAACAAGGCCUUCAGCCAGAAGCGGGGCCUGGAUGAGCACAAGAGGACGCACACUGGAGAAAAGCCGUUUCAGUGCGAUGUGUGUGACUUGGCCUUUAGCCUGAAGAAAAUGUUGAUCCGACACAAGAUGACUCAUAAUCCCAAUCGCCCACUGGCAGAAUGCCAGUUUUGCCAUAAGAAGUUUACAAGGAAUGACUACCUCAAAGUGCACAUGGACAAUAUCCAUGGCGAAGCUGACAGCUAAUGGUAGCUGCAAAGCUAUUAAACCAUUCAGAAGGGCUCCUAAUAUGAAUCCCAGAUUUCUCGCACCUGAUCAACAUAGCGGAAGUAGCCAAAAGUAACUCAAAUGGUCUCAGAGUUAUUUGCCUACCUUUAGAAUCUAUAGAUGCACAUGCAAACAAAAAAGAGAAAAACCCUGCUUUUAACAAGAAAUUGUACAAAUGGAGAGAAAAAAAAAAACUUCAAAACUUUAUAACCCUGCAAAAAUACUACAUGCCUUCCAUCUUAUAAACAAUGGAGAAAGAAGUCAUGGCUCUCUUUCAUACCCAUUUUAAGCAAAAACCUUCUCUCUGUAAUGAAUUUAUUAACCUAUGCCUCAAUUAGGCCUUUUUUUUUUUUUUUUUUUUUUCUUAAUUGUCCUAUUGUGUGUGUUGCUUAUUGUGGCUGGCUAUUGCUAAUAUAGCCAGGAAGAAAUCAAGAUAUCCAAAUAUUUCAUUGCAUAUAAGGGUAAGAGCAAGAGUUUUCCAAGUCUCAAGCAUGGUAGUAAGAUAGAUUGACUAUUUUAUGAAGAAGCAAACAAAAAAUUAUCUUAUUUAGUAACAUCAUACAAUAGGUCAGUUUAAAAUAAAGAGAUAUUUAAGAACUAAAACAUCUAUUAAAAUAUUUCUCAUUUUAGAGAACUCUCAGGAAACAUGAUUUUCUCUCGUCAUUCAGAUGUAGACAUUGAUGGUCUAGAAUACUUUCAUAUGAGCUACACUAAAAUUAUCAUAACAUUUAAGUAUUCAUCACGCUGCCCCUCCUAAGUUUUAUUGGUUAUCUUUAGAAAUUAACAUUAUAAAAAUAUUUACUAGAAAUUUAAACAUAAUAGGUUCUCAGUAUUUGUUGACUGACAGAGUGGCCGAGCGAUAGUUCAUUAGGUGUGAGGCACCUAGCCUUUCCCUCUCACUCUGUAAACGUGCCUAGAACAUGAGGGUGCAGGUACAGUACAGUCCUCAGAGCAUUUACAUCCACUUUUACAAAUGACAUUUUCCAGAAUCUUGGAAGUAGGUGGUUCUGAAACCUUUCAGAAUUACCCUCACUCACCCUAUGAAGUUAGGAAUCCAGGAUAAAAAAAAAAUCCAAGCCUGGCAAUUGCAAUGAUUGAAAUUGUCACUGAUGCUCAAGAGAAGUCAAAGCAGUAAGUAUGAUGUCUUCCUUUAGGUUACUUUUCAGUAGAAUAGUCAGCAGCAACAUCCAGUGAACAGAUGGCUUUGGGAGAAAAUAUGAUAAAAUACAGUAGUGAUGUCAAAAUAGCUUAUAGGAAUAAAAAAAGAAAAAAGGAAGCCCAAUUACGAACUCCUUUAAUUAGAGCUCACUAAAAAGAGAGGAAAUAUAAUUUUAAGGAAGUUAUUUGGUCCUAAUAAGUUAAGAAGAAAGGUUGUCGGAAGACACAAUUCUUUGACCUCAGGAAUCCUGUUUUAGAACUAUAUUCAUGCCCAGUUCCAGUGUUAAAAAGAAACAUAAGAAUUCUGUUUAGAUAGACAGUUAAACUCCGUAAAAAAUAGUAAAUUUAAAACUCAUCAGAGAUAACUUUAAAAAAUAUAAAUCCAAGAAUUAUAAUUUAGAAAAUAUCUAAGUAUGUUUAUAUGUAGCAUUUUGCCUCUGAAAUUAUAGACUGUUUUAUAAAAAUAGAUUUUGAUCUUUUUCCUUUCUAUGCCAUUUGUUUCAACAGUAUAUUUUUAGGCCCAACAUGUUUUCAAUUUUAUAUGACAGUGUGCUUCAUAUCAUUUGAAUAUAAAAGGACAGCUGUAAAAGUUGGUAGUGCGUAUUAUUUAAACAUAUUCUGCUCAUUCUUUUGGAUGCUGUCUUCACUGUAUGGGAUGCUUCGUGUCCCGACUUUGUGAUGAAUGUUAAACUUGAAAGGAGGCCAAAUACCAGUUUGGUGUAACCUCAGAAAGUUGCCAUUCACAGGGCUGCUGGGAAGAUUACCUGUGAAACCGUGUUGUCACCGUGCUAUGGAUUACACUGACGAGGAGCUGUAUCCUGCUGAUGGUAUAUGGACGGCGAAAAUGAUAGAAAAGGGUGUGAAGGACCUACAGCUGUUCAAAGGACUGAAACAAAAACAAGUAAACUAAGUCCAUGUGUAUGCUGAAAGUCUUUAUCCAGAAAAAAAAAUAUUUAUAAAGUAUUCCAAAUUUAUUAGCACUUGUGUGCUGCAACUUUUAAAUCACUUAGAAAUAACAAAAAAUGAGAAUUGGUUUUUUCGUUACAUGUGAGAAAUAAAAUGUAUUCACUGAAGAAAAUUCUUACAGGCAACUGGAGUACAGGUACCCAUUUUGAAGAGCCCUUCUCUUCUUUCCUGCUGUGAAAGAUUAUGGUGCAGAUAUUUUCUUGGGAAAAGCCCAACUCCCACACGCCCCGAUUGCACUGAUUAAGCACUCGGCUGCUAACGGAAAGGUCAGUGGUUUGAACCCACCAGCUGCUACAUGGGAGAAACAUGGGGCAGUCUGCUUCUGUAAAGAUUUACAGCCUUCGGAGCCUUAUGGGGCAGUUCUGCUCU